CUAAGACUGUGUUCUACUUUCAGUUUCAUUUACAGGCGCAGCGUCGCUGGUGUUAGCUCAUGAACAUAAACAGGUGUUCAGGCUGCCAUGGAUCAGAGUAACGACGGAGAGGAGGGAGGCCUCCCCACUAAACCCACUCUGAGUGGGGAACAAGGCUGCCAGGCUGAGGCUUUGAGCCAAGAGCAGCAUCAGAGAGCAGAAUCUCCGGAACCCCGUGCUGUGUCCAUGAAGAGCCACCACUCUAUGGGAGUCCCCAUUUCAUUCACUAAACAGCAGACUGCUGAAGCACAGAUGCAGCAAAGAUCAGACUCCCCUGUACCAAGCUGUGUGUCCUUGAAGAGCAACUGGUCUAUGGAGACUCCUUUAAAUUUCAAAGAGGACCGCCAUUGUGUUGAUACAAAAGUCCACCAGCACACAUCAGAGGUCCCCUGCGGUCAGUCUGGCCAGCAACACCAAACAGAUCUGGACUAUAUAUUUAUGCUGCUUGAAGAAAACAUAGUCACUUUUGUGAAGAACGAGUUGAAGAGGUGUCAGAGGAUUCUCAGGACAGACCACCCAGAAUGCUCAGAGAAGUGGAGAGAGGAUGAGGCUGCUGUGGGCAGUGAGGAAAAAGAGCAGAUGAAGAGCAGCAGGGAGGCCUUUGUGAAGAUCACACAACACUUUCUCAGGAGAAUGAAGAAGGAGGACCUGGCUGACUGUCUGCAGUGGAGAACUAGUGCUGCUAUGUGCCAGUAUAAACUCAAAUCUAAUUUUAAGAAGAAAUUCCAAUGCUUGUUUGAGGGGAUUUCUAGAACAGGAACCCCAACACCCCUGAAUCAGAUCUACACAGAGCUCUACAUCACAGAGGGAGGGAGUGGAGUGGUUAAUGAACAUGAGGUCAGACAGAUUGAAACAGCAUCCAGGAGACCAGACAGACUGGACACAACAAUCAAAUGUAAAGACAUAUUACAACCUCUAGCUGAAAGAGAUGAACCAAUCAGAACAGUGAUGACAAAUGGAGUGGCUGGCAUUGGGAAAACUGUCUUAACACAAAAGUUCACUCUGGACUGGGCCGAAGACAAAGCCAACCAGGACAUACAGUUCACAUUUCCAUUCACUUUCAGAGAGCUAAAUGUGCUGAAAGAGAAAAAGUACAGCUUGGUGGAACUUGUUCAUCACUUCUUUACUGAAACCAAAGAAGCAGGAAUCUGCAGGUUUGAACAGUUCCACGUUGUGUUCAUCUUUGAUGGUCUGGAUGAGUGUCGACUUCCUCUGGACUUCAACAGCAAUGAUAUCCUAACUGAGGUUACAGAGUCCACCUCAGUGGAUGUGCUGCUGACAAACCUCAUCAGGGGGAAACUGCUUCCCUCUGCUCGCAUCUGGAUAACCUCACGACCUGCAGCAGCCAAUCAGAUCCCUCCUGAGUAUGUAGACAUGGUGACAGAGGUCAGAGGGUUCACUGACUCACAGAAGGAGGAGUACUUCCGGAAGAGGUUCAGAGAUGAGGAGCAGGCCAGCAGAAUUAUCUCCCACAUCAGGACAUCACAAAGCCUCCACAUCAUGUGCCACAUCCCGGUCUUCUGCUGGAUCACUGCUACAGUUCUGGAUAACAUGCUUAAAACCAGAGAAGGAGGAGAGCUGCCCAAGACCCUGACUGAGAUGUACAUCCACUUCCUGGUGGUUCAGUCCAAACUGAAGAACAUCAAGUAUGAUGGAGGAGCUGAGACAGAUCCACACUGGACUAAAAAGAGCAGGAAGAUGAUUGAGUCUCUGGGAAAACUGGCUUUUGAGCAGCUGCAGAAAGGCAACCUGAUCUUCUAUGAAUCAGACCUAACAGAGUGUGGCAUCAAUAUCAGAGCAGCCUCAGUGUACUCAGGAGUGUUCACACAGAUCUUUAAAGAGGAGAGAGGGCUGUACCGGGACAAGGUCUUCUGCUUCGUCCAUCUGAGUGUUCAGGAGUUUCUUGCUGCUCUUCAUAUCCAUUUGACAUUCUUCAACUCUGGUGGCAAUCUGUUGGCAGAAGAACAGACAACCACUCGGAGGUCUAGGCCAGUAAAGGCCAAAUCUGCAGUAAAAUUCUUCUACCAGAAUGCUGUGGACAAGGCCUUACAGAGUCCAAAUGGAUACCUGGACUUGGUCCUGCGCUUCCUCCUGGGUUUGUCAGUGCAGACCAAUCAGACUCUCCUACAAGGUCUGCUGUCACAGAAAAGCUUGCAGACUAACCUGGAAACAGUCCAAUACAUCAAGGGGAACAUCGGGGAGAAUCUCUCUCCAGAGAGAAGCAUUAACCUGUUCCACUGUCUGAAUGAGCUGAAUGACUGUUCUUUAGUGGAGGAGAUCCAACAGUACCUGAGUUCAGGAACUCUCUCAACAGAUAAACUCUCUCCUGCUCAGUGGUCAGCUCUGGUCUUCAUUCUACUGUCUUCAGACAAAGAUCUGGAUGUGUUUGACUUGAGGAGGUACUCUGCUUCAGAGGAAGGUCUUCUGUGGCUGCUGCCAGUGGUCAAAGCUUCCAGUACAUCUCUGCUGAGUGGCUGUAACCUAUCAAAUAGAUGCUGUAAAGCUCUGGCCUCAGUUCUCAGUAGCCAGUCCUCUAGUCUGAUCAAGCUGGACCUGAGUUACAACGGCCUGCAGGAUUUAGGAGUGAAGCUGCUGUCUGUUGACCUUAGAAGUCCAUACUGUAAACUGGAAGCUCUCAGGCUAAAUGGCUGUAAGCUGUCAUGGAGAAGCUGUAAAGUUCUCUCCUUAGUUCUGAGCUCCCAGUCCUCUAGUCUGAGAGAGCUGGACCUGAGUAACAACAACCUGCAGGAUUCAGGAGUGAUGCAUCUCUUCACUGGCCUUGCGAGUCCACACUGUGAACUAGAAAUGCUCAGGCUGAAUGGCUGUAACCUGUUAAAUGAAAGCUGUAAAGCUCUGGCCUCACUUCUCAGCAGCCAGUCCUCUAGUCUGAGAGUGCUGGACCUGAGUAACAAUGACCUGCAGGAUUCAGCAGUGAGCCUGCUGUCUGUUGGACUUCAGAGUCCACAUUGCACCCUGGAAACUCUCAGUCUGUCAGGUUGUAUGCUCACAGAAGAGGGCUGUGCUUCCCUGGCCUCAGCGCUGAGAUCCAACCCCUCUCACCUGAGAGAUCUGGAUCUGAGCUACAAUCAUCCAGGAGACUCAGGAGUAAAGGGGUUGUCUGCUGGACUGGAGGAUCCACACUGGAGGCUGGACACUGUCAGGUUGGGCCAUCUUGGAGUCCAAUGGUUGAAACCAGGGCUGAGGAAGUAUGCCUGUGAACUCACAUUGGACCCAGACACAGCACACAGGAAGCUGGUCCUGUUAGAGAACGACAUGGUGACAGUUGAGGAGGAGCAGCAGCAAUAUCCUGAUCAUUCAGAGAGGUUCCAGUCCUGGUACCAGCUGCUGUGUAGAAAUGCUCUUAAUGCUCGGUGUUACUGGGAGGUCAGCUGGGCAGGGCUGGUGUCUGUAGGAGUGACUUACAAAAGAAUCAAAAGGAGUGGAUUCAGUGAUGACAGCUGUAUCGGAGGGAAUGACAGGUCCUGGAGUCUGGACUGCUCUGCCGUUAGUUACUCUGUCUGGCACAAUAACAGAGUCAAAAUCAUACGCAAACCUGCCCCCUCCACUGUCUGGAACACAGUGGCAGUAUAUGUGGACUGGCCAGCUGGUACUGUGUCCUUCUAUAAAGUCUCCCAUGACUCACUGAGCCACAUCCACACCUUCCACUGCACCUUUACUGAACCCCUCUACCCAGCCUUUAGGAUUCGGUCUGAGUUUACGUAUGGGGUUGCCAGCUGGUUGUCUCUGGGACAGAUGGAUUAUUAUUAGAUUAUAGAUGGACUAUUUUCACUAAAGAGAAAUGUAUGUAUGUGAAGAGAACAUAGUCUCAGUUUUAUGUUAUGUUAAGGAAUGGUCGUCUAUGAGGGAUGAUAUACUCCACUGCUCCAAAAGUCAUCACAUAUACAUAGUACAAGCUCAACAUUGAAACAUGUCACCCAGUGCAACAGUGAGGCUGAUAAACAGUUUUUGUAAUCGUUUUAGAAGAACAGUGGCACAGAGGGAGAGGACACAUUGUUUUUAGAUGCAUUCAUUGUUGAUUUGAAAUACAUGAGAUUUGUUGUUCAAUAAGAAAAAUACACAAUAUUGCAAGAAUACGGCCAUAAUUUUGUAUUGUUAUAAUGUGUAAGUGAAUCUAAUUAAUUCCAAUUCCACUAGUGUGUAUACUCUUAUAUAUGUGUUAAAUACAGUGCAUGCAGUAAGAAUGUCUCUCAUUCAUUUGCAACCUUUUGAAUUAUGGUCGCAGAUUUUCCCAUCAUUUAAGCACAAUGAAGGUCUGUGCAGAGAACUGAACACAAUGAAGCAGACAGUGAAGUGCUGCUUUAUCACGACCGGCAGAGGGCGCUGAGCUGCAACUGAAAGAGUCAACUUUAGAAGAAUCAUAAACAGUGACUGAGCAUUGACGAGAGUUACUCGGAGCAAUACCAGAAGUACACUUUCUUUUAAGAAUAAAAGCAUUCCUUUUUAAUAAUAA
Messenger RNA from Dicentrarchus labrax (European seabass), 4510 nucleotides. Its product is annotated as NACHT, LRR and PYD domains-containing protein 3. The record is from RefSeq and is a predicted model, not a curated record. Lineage: Eukaryota; Metazoa; Chordata; Actinopteri; Moronidae. The transcript is spliced from 13 exons. The coding region runs from base 88 to 3807 and encodes 1239 amino acids. Gene Ontology annotation, molecular function: protein binding.